GCAGGAACGUGCCACCUCUCAAAAGACGCGCCCAGGAUCCUAUAUAAAUAUCAAUGUCUUCAACUCCCAAGCUCACCAAACGCCAAAAAAAGGGCAUAGCUUUCCGCGAGGGCAAAGGCAAAUCAAAAAACCAAGUAGACCUGGAGCACGAUGUCCCUAUUCUCGAACUUCAGGACCUUAGUGACGGUCGGGCUAGCGGUGAGGAGGGUGGGGAGGACAUUCAAGGCGCUCAAAGGAGUGUUGGGGGGGAAAGGAAAGGAAGGAAAACGGCCGUGGCUCAGAAGGACGGAGAGAAAGAAGGGCUGGUGGUGGCAACGAAAAAGAGAAAGAGGGAAGUUGCGGAAGAUGCACAAGGAGCCGGAGAUCUAGAAGGAGAGGAUGGGCCGUUGGGGAAGCGAGGAGUUAAGAGAACCAAGGGAGAUGCUGGGGAUGUUGCAGAAGAUGCUGAGCAGGGAGAGUCAAAAACCGAAAAAUCAAAACAACGUUUUAUUCUGUUUCUUGGAAAUCUUAAAUAUACCACCACUUUAGAAUCAAUAGAGGCUCACUUCGCAGCAUGCGAUCCACCACCUACCAUCCGUUUACUUGCACCUAAAUUAGCUGCUAAUAAACCAUCAAGACCCGUGAUGAAAUCCAAGGGAUGCGCUUUCCUUGAAUUCAGGCAUCGCAAUGCUCUUCAGCAGGGCCUCAAACUGCACCACUCCAGUUUGGAUGGUCGUCAGAUCAAUGUUGAACUUACUGCUGGCGGUGGCGGCAAGGGCGAAGCGAGGCUGUCGAAGUUGAAGGAACGGAAUAAGGAGUUGGAGAGUCAGCGACAAAAACAACUCCAGAAGAAAGCCAAUUCAAAAGGUGAAGAGCCAGCGUCUAGGAUGGAUGCGGCAAAGAGAUUUUCUACAACAUCAGGCGCCGAUCAGGAGGUGCAGAAAAAGCGGACAUGGACGGUCGGUGACACGGAAGACUCCACGACACAUCGCGGGGGAAAGAAGCACGUGAAGGCUGAUAAAACACGGCGGACCAAAAGCAAAGACUGGGGUACUGGCGUUAAUGCUAUCCCUGUUGGCUGAGUUUCAUUUUGCGGAGUAUUCUGUGAUUCCUUCCU
Suillus fuscotomentosus is the source of this 1096-nucleotide messenger RNA. RefSeq lists its product as uncharacterized. The record is from RefSeq and is a predicted model, not a curated record. Lineage: Eukaryota; Fungi; Basidiomycota; Agaricomycetes; Boletales; Suillaceae. The coding region runs from base 54 to 1061 and encodes 335 amino acids. The transcript is spliced from 4 exons. Gene Ontology annotation, molecular function: RNA binding.